AUGGCGUCGCUGUUCGGCAACGGCGGCUACAGCUACUCCUCGGGGUCGGAGGGGGAGGACGAGGACGAGGGCACGGAGGGGUACCGGAAGGGCGGGUACCACGCCGCCCGCCCCGGGGAUCGCUUCGCCGGUGGGAGGUUCGUCGCGCAGCGGAAGAUCUGCUGGGGCAACUUCUCCACUGUCUGGCUAGCCUACGACACCCUCCACAGCAGAUUUGUCGCUCUGAAGAUCCAGAAGAGCGCGAGGGAUUACGCGCACGUGGCUCUCCACGAAAUUGAGCUGCUGUCGGCUGUAGCCAAAGGAGACCCGACGAAUUCCAAGGGCGUGCUGCGGUUGUUGGACCAUUUCAAGCACGCUGGCCCCAAUGGGAAGCACGUUUGCCUGGUCACCGAAUUCCUCGGUGACAGCCUGCUCCGGUUGAUACGGUACAAUCGGAAUAAGGGCAUUGGGCUGAGCAGAGUGAAGGAAAUCUGCCGAUCAGUCCUGGUCGGCCUUGACUACCUGCACAGCGAGCUCGGCAUCAUCCACAUGGAUUUGAAACCAGAGAAUGUUCUUCUGGACUCAACAAUUAACCCGGCCAAGGACCCAGUGCACUCUGGGUUCACACCGAUCCUUGAUCGACCUGUGGGGAACCAGUAUGGUGGUACAGUGAUCAGUUUCAGUGAGAAGAUGCUUAAGAUGAGAGCAAGACGUGCAGUGGCUAAGAUUUCGCAGAGACGGGUGUCCCUUGGUGGGGUUGGGGCAGAAUUAGAGAAAGAGAGGUGCCUGGAUGGGAUCAGCUUGAAGUGUAAGAUUGUCGACUUCGGGAAUGCCUGCUGGACCGAUCAGCAGCUUGUUGGUGAAAUACAGACAAGGCAGUACAGAGCUCCCGAGGUUAUCAUUGGUCCUGGGUACUCGUAUUCCGCUGACAUGUGGUCGUUUGCUUGCAUAGCCUUUGAGCUUGCCACCGGUGACUUCUUGUUUGCUCCCAAGAAUUGCCAGGGAUGCAGCGAAGAUGAGGACCACUUGGCUCUGAUGAUGGAAACUCUUGGGAAGAUGCCUCGGAAGAUUGCUACCUCAGGAACUCGUUCCAAGGAUUACUUUGAUCGGCAUGGAGAUUUAAAGAGGAUCAGGAGACUGAAGUUCUGGCCCCUGGACCGUGUACUUGUAGAAAGGUAUAAUUUCACCGAACCCGACGCCAUAGGGUUCACUGACUUUCUUCGGCCGAUGCUAGAUUUCACUCCGGAGAACAGGCCAUCUGCUGCGCAGUGCUUGAAACACCCUUGGCUUAAUUGA
Molecule: messenger RNA, 1275 nt
Organism: Miscanthus lutarioriparius
Lineage: Eukaryota; Viridiplantae; Streptophyta; Magnoliopsida; Poales; Poaceae
Source: the annotation of a GenBank genome assembly